Molecule: messenger RNA, 2046 nt
Organism: Clarias gariepinus (North African catfish)
Lineage: Eukaryota; Metazoa; Chordata; Actinopteri; Siluriformes; Clariidae
Gene: gba3
Product: cytosolic beta-glucosidase
Exons: 5
Coding region: 66-1511 (481 amino acids)
Biological process (GO): carbohydrate metabolic process
Molecular function (GO): hydrolase activity, hydrolyzing O-glycosyl compounds
Source: RefSeq, a predicted model, not a curated record
CUGCGAACGCGGAUGGCAUUUAAAGUUACACUGUAACUCUUGAGUGACAGGUGAACGCACCCGAGAUGGCUUUUUCCAGAAAGGCACCAGUCGAGGAUUUUCCCAGUGACUUUGCAUGGGGAGCUGCAACAGCCGCUUACCAAAUCGAAGGGGGCUGGGAUAUGGAUGGAAGAAGCCCCAGUAUAUGGGACACUUUUUGCCACAGCAAAGGCAGAGUGUAUAAAGAUCACACCGGAGAUGUGGCCUGCAACAGUUACAAGCUUUGGGACGAAGACCUGAAGUGUAUCCAGCAAUUAGGCCUCACACACUACCGUCUGUCAUUCAGCUGGUCACGGUUGCUUCCUGAUGGAACGAUACGUUUUGUCAACCCAAAAGGUGUAGCAUACUAUAACAAAGUGAUUGAUGACCUAAUAGCAAACUGUAUCGUGCCCGUGGUCACCCUGAACCACUUUGACUUACCUCAGGUUCUGGAGGACUGUGGUGGAUGGAAAUCUCCUGAGAUUGCAGAACUUUUUGACUCCUAUGCUCAGUUUUGCUUUAAAACAUUUGGGGACAGAGUGAAGCUUUGGAUUACACUCAAUGAGCCUUAUGUUUGUGCUAAACUUGGGUAUGAGACUGGCCUUUUUGCCCCAGGCAUUAAAGAACCAGGGACCUCAGUGUACCUUGUAGGUCACAACAUUCUGCGUGCCCAUGCUAGAGCCUGGCAUAGCUAUAAUGCCCACUUCAGACGCAUGCAGGGAGGAAAAGUUUCUAUAGCUCUUAACAGUGACUGGGCUGAACCUUUAGACCCAUGCUGUCCUGAAGAUGUGGCUGCCACUCAGCGAUACAUAGACUUUAACCUGGGUUGGUUUGCUUGCCCAAUCUUUGGCACAGGGGACUAUCCAAAGUCUAUGAGGUCAAGGAUCGAGAUCCAGAACCUUGAACUAGGAUUUACUGAGGGGCCUCGUUUGCCCAAGUUUUCAGAGGAUGAGCCCAAGCCUUUAGGCACAGCAGACUUUUUUGCACUGAACUACUAUACAUCACGCAAAGUAAAGGACACAAGCUCUCGUCCCAGUCAGCUCAGUUUCACAGGGGACCAAGGAAUGGAGGCUAUAAUAGAUCCAUCAUGGCCAGUGUGUGGCGUGUCCUGGCUUGCUGUCGUACCUGAAGGACUGCGAAAGCUGUUAAAAUACAUAAAGGAUACAUGCAACAACCCAGCCAUUUACAUCACUGAAAAUGGUUUCUCUCAGAUGGGACCUGUGGAAUUGGAAGACGUUGAUCGCUGUCAGUUUUAUCAGGACACACUUCAGGAAGUAUUAAAAGCAAUCAAAGAUGAUGGCGUGAACGUGAAAGGAUAUUUUUCCUGGUCACUUAUGGAUAACUUUGAAUGGUCAGACGGCUUCAGUGUGAGAUUUGGUCUCUUCCAUGUGGACUUCUCCAGCGCUGAGCUGAAGCGCACAAUGUACCGCUGUGGUAGAGAGUAUGCAGCUGUAAUAAAAAGACACAGAGACUAUGCCAAGCCGGGCAACUGAAACCAGCACUCUGAGACCUAUACUAGACACUAGUUUUAAAAUUUGAGAACAAACUACAUGAAUAAAAUAUGUUUAAAUGUAGACUAUAGAAUGUAGACAUGUGUAGACACAUACAGGAUUGAUGCACCGUUAGUAGUGUAUGUAUGGUUGAAUCAUGUUUAUUUUUAUAUAUAAAAAUAUUUCCAGUAAAGAAAGCAAUAUGACAAUUAAAAAAAGAAAAAAAAUGAGAAGAAAUCAUGAUUCUCCUGAAGAACUGAGACAUAUUCUCAAGAUGCUCAGUAAAAAUUUUUUUUGUUUGUUUAUGAUUGAAGCACUUUGUAGUAUGUUUUUAUUUUUUGUUGAGAAAUUUAGAAUUUCUACCUUUUUUUUUUACAUGCAUGUGUAUAUUUGCUAUAUUUGUGUGUUCCAUAAUAAAACAAAAAGUAAAGCGCAGGAAGCAGAAAUCAGUGGUUGCAGAACUGUAGCAGUGGGGGAAAACAGGUUAGAUGCUUAAAAAAGAUCAGUUACAUAUUAAUAACAACAUGCUAUAUAAAUU